Messenger RNA from Blepharisma stoltei, 1216 nucleotides. Lineage: Eukaryota; Ciliophora; Heterotrichea; Heterotrichida; Blepharismidae. The record is from the annotation of a GenBank genome assembly.
AUGAAAUACCUUUCUUUUUUUGCGCCUUUUGUUUUAUCCCUAUCAGGCCUAGUUAUCCAGCCUAAAGAUUCAGACCUUGUUUCGCCACAAGAUAUGAUUGAUGAAAUUAACAGCACUCAAGGCUCAUGGGUUGCUUCUGCUGAUUGGGUUGGCCAUAUGGCAACUACUGAAGCCAAACGCAAGGUCUCUUCAAAGCCAAUAUCUCCGAAGUUUCCUGAAUAUGACUGGGGUGUAGUCUUAAACUACCUCUCAAUCCCAUCAUCUUUUGAUUCAAGAACUCAAUGGCCAGAUUGUAUUCAUCCUAUUCAGAAUAUAGGAAUUUGUGAAGGUGAUUGGGCAUAUUCAGCUGCUGGAGCUCUUUCAGAUAGGUUUUGUAUAGCUUCAAAUAAAAAUAUUAAUGUGGUGCUGUCUCCUGGAUAUGUAAUAGUUUGUGAUAUCGAAUACGACAACAGAUGCAGCGGAGGAACGGCUGGUGGUGCUUGGAAUUUCCUUAAACAAUACGGAACCCCUUUGGCAUCUUGUGUCCCUAUGCAUUCAUGAAGCGUAUUCCUUUUUGAGAUAUUAAAAGCGUAGGAAAGGCUAUGGGCCAUUAAUUUGGCAGAUAAACUUUAUUUUUGUAUCUAUAACUGAACGAAAAAUAAUUUUGCUCCAUAAACCGAAUAAUUUGGCUGACCAUCUCUUUUUUACUUCAAGCUAUCAACUGUUUUUAAACAUGUUUUUAAUAGAAUAGAUGACGGAUGCCCUAAUAAAUGUAACUCAGGAGAAUCACUUCAAUUUUACAAAGCUGCAUCUGUAAAUUCUUAUAGUGGUCCAUCAUCAAUUCAAGCUGCAAUAUUGACGAAUGGCCCAGUUGAAACUACUAUGCAUCUUUAUCAAGAUUUUUCCUCCUACAAAGGAGGUAUUUAUAAGCACACUACAGGAAGUCUUUUAGGAUCUGUAAGUGUAAAGCUCAUUGGAUGGGGAAAUCAGAAUGGAACCAACUAUUGGAUAGGUGCCAACUGUUGGGGAACUAGUUGGGGUAUGAAAGGAUAUAGCUUUUUCUUAAAGUUGCCCAAUAAGGGCAUGAUGUUGGAGAGAAACUCAUUUGCUAACUCUCCAAUUAGUUUGGCCAACAUGAAACUAUCGGGCAACUUUAAGGAAUUGCCUAUAUUUCUGGAUUGCGUUUGGGGAAUGCGGAAUUGAUACCCAUGCUGUAGCGGGGAGUCCUUACAUUUAA